CCGUUAUACCGCUAUCAUAAACAGUACAGUCGUAAUCAUAAAAUGCCACCUGGAUAUCGUCGACGUGCGCCACCGCCACCGCCAGUAUCACCUCCCGAAGCGGAUCCUUAUUCUGACAGCGAGGAAGAAUCUGUCGAUGAAGACGCUGGCGAAGCAGAAGAAGAGCUGGACGAAUUGGAAGAAGCCUUAGCUCCUGAUGAAGACGAGGAGGAAGUAGAUGAUGAUGACGAUGACGAUGGAUUAGGUUCACCAUUACCUUCCCCAACUCUCGCCAACAAUGCCCCACCUCCCAACUUCCGGGAAAUCUCAACAUUAGCAUCAUGGACUGUCUCUUCAUCUAAACCGGGCUGCAGCAUCCCUCAACUUCGCCACCCCUCUACAUCACUUUUCUGGCAAUCCGAUGGCCCACAACCUCACUAUCUCAACAUACAUUUCUUCAAGCUGGUGCGCAUCGUCGGACUCCGCCUCUUUCUUGACUUUGAAGCCGAUGAGAGUUAUACUCCGACACGCAUCGUGCUACUCGCCGGUAGCGGGAUGAACGACCUUGUCGAGUGGGGCGAGAUGCGAUUAGAGAAUCCGCGAGGGUGGAUCUGGGCCGAUUUUGAGGGAGUCCGAGAUCCCGAGAGUUCAUCAUCCGACUCCUCCGACUUUGAUUCGGACGAUGAAGAUGCCAUGGACCGCGAUGACGACAACAUCCUGUUCACCACAGCGCCCGCAUUCCCUACACAACCCCAAAAUGCAACUACAACCCCUCGCAACAUCGCCCCCGAACCUCGAGACUCAGACCAGCCAUCCUCCGACUUCGAAAACGCCGCACCCCCUCCCCCUCCUCAACCUAUCAUCCAGCAGCAAACACCCCUCCCACCCCCUCAAACAUUCACACCCGCGAACCCUACAACGACAGGCACAACUCUCACACCAGCAACAGCAACACAUACCCUCGCCCGCCCUUCUCCCCGUCAUCCAUUCACCCCGCUCCAUCCCACAACUUCGUCCCCACCUGCCCACGGCCGUCGUCGCCGAACCCGUCCCGUUAAACCUCCAAACCCACCGCUGCUACGCUGCCACCUUUUGCAGAUCAAGAUUCUAGAGAAUCAUCAGAAUGGCAAGGACACGCAUCUGAGGGGGCUGCAAGUGUUCGCGCUAGAUAAUGAGCGUGGUGGGGAGGCGGGGAACAGGAGGGGGAAGAGGGACACGGAUGUCAAUGUGAACGGCGAGAAGCGCGAGAGUAAGAAUGUGAGGGAAAAUGACGACGAGGAGGAGGAUGAUUAUGAGUUGGAUUUUGGAAGGAUAGGUGGUUCGGAGUUUGAGUGGGGUGGGGAACCUGUGCUGAGAUGA
Periconia digitata is the source of this 1338-nucleotide messenger RNA. The record is from the annotation of a GenBank genome assembly. Lineage: Eukaryota; Fungi; Ascomycota; Dothideomycetes; Pleosporales; Periconiaceae.